This is a messenger RNA of Vitis riparia (riverbank grape), 982 nucleotides long. RefSeq lists its product as uncharacterized. Lineage: Eukaryota; Viridiplantae; Streptophyta; Magnoliopsida; Vitales; Vitaceae. The record is from RefSeq and is a predicted model, not a curated record. The transcript has a single exon. The coding region runs from base 250 to 678 and encodes 142 amino acids.
UCUCUCUCUCUCUCUCUCCUUCUCUCUCUCUCUUUCUCUUUCUAAUCCUCCCUUAGCGGUGGCGAGACCGUAGAUUCCGGCCUCUUGGCCCUCUUCCCACCACCCUUCUCCCCUUUCUGAUCUUGUUUUUACCGGUAACCGUCUGUGCCGCUGUCCAAACCCACUUUUUGUACACUGCUAUUUUAUACUCUUUUUUUUUUUUCCGUCUCUAUUGUUUUUUUGGUUUGCUGACGUGGCGCCAAAUGAGCAAUGAGUAAAACGAUGAAACAUCCACCCCGGCGAGUGGCGACACCAGCAGCGUCAGAUAAGCGUAAAGAGAGGGAGGUUUUUUACGCCCCUGAAAUUCCAAAAAUACCCAAACUCGCCGCCUCCAGAGCCGGCUCCUCAAAACCCUACGAGCCGGCUUAUCGCAACCAGCUUCUGGCGGGAUAUCUGGCGCACGAAUUCCUCACCAAGGGAACCCUUCUGGGCGAAAAAUGGGAGCCAGAUCGAGCCGAUGCUGCGCCGGUGCCAGUCGAGUUCAAGAGGAAGGAGAAGGGGAAGGGGAAGGGCAGAGCGGAGCCGAGCGCAGAGGCGUAUAACAGGUACGUGGAAGUAGCUGAUUUGCUGAAGAGGGAUGGGGCCCAUUUGCCUGGAAUAGUGAACCCGACCCAACUCGGACGGUUCUUGCACAUGUGACAUCUCAGCAAGGCAGCAUAGACACGUGGAGGAAGACCAUUGGUCGUCUCCACUUUAGAUUUCUUCUCACCAUCCAUUGGAUUUUGUAAACACAGUAAGCAACAUUUUGUUUUGUAUCUCAACAUCGAUUUAAAUCCGAUAGAUAAGAAUUUUCAGAUCGCUUUAACCCGAUCCGUUUAGCCCCAAGAAAUGCCAAGAAUGGAAGGGAUAGGAAGAACAUGCAGGCAUUUACGAAGCAACAAUUAAUGGGUUCUUCUCUCUGUCUUCUUCAUUGUUGAAUGAUGAACUGCCUUGGGUUUCUGUA